Messenger RNA from Pygoscelis adeliae (Adelie penguin), 1655 nucleotides. It is a transcript of the gene FASTKD4, whose product is annotated as transforming growth factor beta regulator 4. The record is from RefSeq and is a predicted model, not a curated record. Gene Ontology annotation, molecular function: RNA binding. Gene Ontology annotation, biological process: mitochondrial RNA processing; regulation of mitochondrial mRNA stability. Gene Ontology annotation, cellular component: ribonucleoprotein granule; mitochondrial matrix. Lineage: Eukaryota; Metazoa; Chordata; Aves; Sphenisciformes; Spheniscidae.
CUUGAAAUGCGGCGCUGACCUCCAGCCGGUUACGGGCCCCGGCCUUCCUUCCCCCCCCGCCUUCCGCCAUGGCAGCCCGCUUGGUGCGACGCUGCUGCUGGCGGCACUUCGGUGCUUUCGUCUCUACCCCUUCCGCGGGGCCCGCGCCGCCGGCCGGGAAGGCGGCGACGGCAAGAGCUUUGCCUCAAGCGCCUUUCACUUUAUUUCAUACUUCAAGCCCUUCCAGCUGGGCAGACGGAUUCUCGGUCAAAGAGCAGGUGGAGGACAGCAGAAAUCCGGAGCACAAAGUGAUCGGGGAACUGAUCGAAACAGCCACGAGUCCUCAGGAACUCUUCCAGUUGAGCGAAUUCCAUGCUCUUAAUAGCAACCAAGCCUCGCUAAUAAUUACUCAACUUUCCCGACUUGCGGUGGAAAAAAACCUGGCAGCGGAGAGCAUUCUGCGAGAUGAACGCUUCCAACGGCUCGUCGGCAUCACGGAUUCCCAGAUUUCUCAGGUGUGGAAUAACACCUUGGUGAACCUCCUGAAGAGCCUCUGCUCCCUGGGGAUGGACAGCAACAGGAGGGAGAUGCAGUCGGUGGAGCAGGAGGUGCUGUGGCGGCUGCGGCGCCUCACCUUCAGGCAGCUCGCCUCCCUGGCGGAGUUCUUGGCAGUCAAGCAGGGGAAGGAGAGCAGGCUGCUGAACGAAGUCAUCAAGAAGCUGGAGCUGCGUUGGACAGAGCUCGAGGGCACCCGAACCGUGGUGACGCUGAUGGGCAAGGUCGGGCACGUCUCCCCGGCUCUGAUGGAUCGGCUGGAGGACAAGGCUCUGGAACUUGCUGAACAGUUCAACCCCGAUGACAUCCGGAAAAUAAUGCUGGCUCUAGCCUACCAGAACCGGCGCUGUGUGCCUCUGCUCCGAGCCUUGUCCUACCACCUGAUUCAGAAGCACUCUGAGCUCAGCCUCAGUGUCCUGAUGGACCUGAUUUUCGCCUACGGUGAGAUGCUACAAGUAGUUGUACAAGCGCUGGCGGGCGCUCGGGGCGGCGGCAGCCACCUUGGUGAUGUUCCUGGCCACAGGUAUGUCCUGGACAACACCAAGCAGCUGUCGGUCACCCAUCUGUGCAGUAUCGUCCUGUCUUUUGCUCGCCUGAACUUCCAGCCUAGCGGAAGCGAGGACUUCUUCAGCAUGGUCCACGAGGAGCUCCAGAGCCAGCUGGACAGCCUGGAGCCUCACCUGCUGACGGACCUGGUGUGGUCGCUCUGCGUGCUGCAGCAGGCCAAGGCUCCCUACCUGCAGCGAGUGCUAGCGCCCGACUUCCACGCUCGGAUCCGAGGCGAUCAGUCCCUCAAGGCCCAGAAUUUACGGCUGAAGCUCAUCCACAUCAACGCUGCUGCCAAGCUGGAAAGCCCCGACUACCGGGGGCCGUUCCUGCCGGCAGAGAUGCUCAGCCCCGCGGAGCCGGCGGGAGAGAAGGUCACCCUGCUGCAGAGCAGCCUGCGGGAAGCAUUGGCGGGGGUGCUGGGGAGCCGGGAGAACGGGCGCUUCGACGCACGCACCAUCUACGGCUGGCAGAUCGGUGAGUGCGCCCUCUCCCCGCCUCCGGUCGCCUUCCUCCGGUGGGAGUUCCCCAACUUCAGCAACAGAAGCAAGGACCUGCUGGGCCGCUACGCCAUG